Messenger RNA from Hypomesus transpacificus, 6401 nucleotides. It is a transcript of the gene lamb1b, whose product is annotated as laminin, beta 1b. Gene Ontology annotation, biological process: substrate adhesion-dependent cell spreading; cell migration; basement membrane assembly. The record is from RefSeq and is a predicted model, not a curated record. Gene Ontology annotation, cellular component: laminin trimer. Lineage: Eukaryota; Metazoa; Chordata; Actinopteri; Osmeriformes; Osmeridae. Bases 110 to 5452 code for a protein of 1780 amino acids. Gene Ontology annotation, molecular function: integrin binding; extracellular matrix structural constituent. The transcript has 33 exons.
CGAUCUAGUACGUGACAACUCCCUCCUCUCAAACACAUUUACUCACUCACCGCUUUGAAACCCGCUGACAUCAACCCAGAGGCGAAAUAUCAAUGUUUUACAUUGAAAAAUGUUGAUAUUUCAUAUCGCAACCAUACUCAUUCUCGGGUGUCGAGCCGUCCCGCAGCUCCCGGAGUUUGGGGACGUUUGCACCGAGGGCAGCUGCUAUCCCGCUACUGGAGACUUGCUGAUCGGCCGUGCGCACCAGCUGACCGCUUCCUCCACAUGCGGCAUGAAGCGGCCAGAGCGCUUCUGCAUUGUCGGCCACCUGGAGGAUGAGAAGAAAUGUUUUGUGUGUGACUCCAGGAAGAUGUACAAUGAGCGAACGAAUCACACAACCAGCCACACCAUCGAGAACGUGGUCACCACCUUCGCUUACAACCGCCUCAAAACCUGGUGGCAGUCGGAGAAUGGUGUGGAGAACGUGACCAUCCAGUUGAACUUGGAAGCAGAGUUUCAUUUCACUCACCUCAUCAUGACCUUCAAGACAUUCCGCCCAGCGUCCAUGGUCAUCGAACGUUCUAUGGACUUUGGCAAGACAUGGCAGGUGUACCGUUACUAUAGCUACGACUGCGAAGCCUCUUUCCCUGGCGUGUCGCUGGGACCCGUGGUCAAAGUGGACGACGUCAUCUGUGACUCGCGCUAUUCCGACAUUGAGCCGUCCACGGAGGGAGAGGUGAUAUUCCGUGUGCUGGACCCGGCCUUUGAGAUCGCAGACCCCUACAGCACCAGAAUACAGAACAUGCUGAAGAUAACAAACAUACGAGUGAAGUUCACCCAGCUGCACACACUGGGUGACAACCUGCUGGACUCCCGUGAUGAGGUCACCAAGAAGUACUACUACGCUCUCUACGACAUGGUCGUCCGUGGCAACUGCUUCUGCUAUGGCCACGCCUCCAAGUGUGCCCCUGUUGACCGUGCAACUGUGGACUUUGAGGGCAUGGUCCAUGGCCACUGUAUGUGUAACCAUUACACUAAGGGUCUGAACUGUGAGCUCUGUCAGGAUUUCUAUAACGACCAACCCUGGAGACCUGCAGAAGGACGCAACACAAACGCCUGCAAAAAGUGUGAAUGCAACCAGCACUCUGGGAAGUGCCACUUCGACUUGGCAGUGUACACGUCUACAGGGAACGUGACGGGGGGGGUGUGUGAGGACUGUCAGCACAACACCAUGGGCCGUCAGUGUGAACAGUGCCGACCCUUCUACUACCAGCACCCCCACAGGACCCUGAGGGACCCGCGCCUCUGUGAACCGUGUAAUUGUGACCCGGACGGCUCGCUGCAGGGGGGGGUGUGUGACGCGCGGACGGACGUGUCCCUGGGUCUGAUUGCUGGCCAGUGUCGCUGCAAGGCCAGCGUGGAGGGAGAGCGCUGUGACCACUGCAGACAGGGACACUAUGGCUUGGGCCGGGACCCCCAGGGCUGCCUGUCAUGCACCUGUAACCCGAUGGGCACGUUGCCGGGGGGAAACCUAUGUGACAUGGACUCAGGAAACUGCUUCUGCAAGCGCCUCGUCACCGGCAGGAGAUGUGAUCAGUGUCUGCCACAACACUGGGGUCUCAGUAAUCACAUGGACGGCUGUCGAGCAUGCGACUGCGACCAGGGUGGAGCCAUUCACAACGGCUGUAACCCGUUAUCGGGCCAGUGUGUGUGUAGGGACCACAUGUUUGGCCGGCGCUGUGACCAGGUGGAGUCUGGCUUUUACUUCAUAGCUCUGGACCACUACAUCUACGAGGCAGAGGACGCCAAGCACGGACCUGGAGUGACCGUGGUUCCGAGGCCCUACCCUCAGGAUCGCAGCCCCACCUGGACAGGCAUGGGCUUUGUCAAUGUCCCCGAAGGAGCUCACCUGGAGUUCAUCAUCAACAACAUCCCAGAGUCCAUGGACUAUGACCUGCUCAUCCGCUACGAACCGCAGUUGCCCCAGCAGUGGGAGCAGGUGAAUAUGAGGGUGGAACGGCCUGUCUUCAACCCGUCAGACCUCAGCAGUCUGUGUGCUAACUCCAUACCAGGCGGAGACCAGCAGACUGUCUCUCUGCCUCCAGGAUCCAGACAUGUGGUGCUGCCGAGGCCUGUUUGUCUGGAGAAGGGCUACAACUACACCAUGCGUCUGAGUCUACCUCUCUACUCCUCGCUCGGCCAUGUCCAGAGCCCCUACACACUCAUCGACUCUUUGGUGCUCAUGCCGCGGGUGCGGGAGCUGGACAUGUUUGAGGGCAGCCAGGGGGAGGGAGCGUGGGACACGUUCCAGAGGUACCGCUGUCUGGAGAACAGCCAGAGCGUCAUCAAGAGCCCCAUGACCGACAUCUGCAAUGACUACAUGUUUAGCGUGUCUGCCCUGCUGCACCAGGGAGCCAUGGCGUGCCAGUGUGACCCCCAGGGUGCCCUCAGUGCUGUGUGUGAGCCCAGCGGCGGCCAGUGUCGCUGUCGCCCCAACGUGGUGGGCAGGAACUGUGACCACUGUGCCCCUGCCACCUACCUGUUCAGCCCAGCAGGCUGCAGAGCCUGUGGCUGUGAUGCCCAGGGAUCGGUCCAUGCCUUCUGCCAGGAGGCCUCAGGUCAGUGUGAGUGUGUGCCCGGGGCCACAGGGCGGCAUUGUGCCCACUGCCAGCCAGGCUUCUGGGGAUUCCCACAUUGCCGGCCCUGCCACUGCAACGGGCACAGCGAGUACUGCCACCCCCAGACUGGAGACUGCCAGGACUGCAGAGACUCCACCACCGGGCACAACUGUGAGAGGUGUCUGAGUGGUUACCACGGUGACCCGGUCCUGGGUGCUGGUGGGAAGUGUCGCGCGUGCAUGUGCCCCGAUGGGCCAGGGAGCGGACGGCAGUUUGCAGAAGGAUGUUACCAUGAGCUCCCCUCCCAGCAGCUGGUGUGUGCCUGCAGCCCAGGAUACAGAGGACCCAGGUGUAACGAGUGUGCCCCGGGUUACUACGGUAACCCCCAGGUGCCCGGGGGGCGCUGUCUGCCGUGCCAGUGUAGCAGCAACAUCGACAUGCACGACCCGGGCUCCUGCGACGCUCGGACGGGCGCCUGCCUCAGAUGCCUGUACUACACAGAGGGCUCCAACUGCCAUCGCUGCAAAGCCGGUUACCACGGCAACGCAGCCACCCAGAGCUGCAGAAGGUGUAUGUGCUUCGCUGUAGGUACGGCAUCGCAGGCCUGCCCUGCUCCGGACGAGUGUCACUGUGACCUCCAGAGUGGCCAGUGCCCCUGCCAGCCCAACGUGGUGGGUAAGAGCUGUGACCACUGUGCUCCUGACACCUGGAACAUAGCCAGCGGAGCCGGCUGCCACGCCUGCGACUGUCACCCCGCCCACUCCUUCAGCUCCUCCUGCAAUGAGGUGACAGGGCAGUGCUCAUGCAGGCCUGGGUUCGGAGGCAGGACAUGUAGGGAGUGCAGAGAACUGUUCUGGGGAGAGCCAAAGGUCAAAUGUCAUGCGUGUGACUGCGACCCGCGGGGCAUCGCCAGGGAGCAGUGCCACAAGACCACGGGGCAGUGUGCGUGCGUGGAGGGCGUGGCGGGCCCCAGGUGUGACCAGUGCGCCCGCGGCUUCCAGGGGGAGUUCCCGGCCUGCGAGCGCUGCCACCAGUGCUUCGCCGAGUGGGACCGCGUGGUGGGGGAACUGACCAAUCAGACGCGGCGACUAGAUGAGCACGUGAGCGAGCUCCUGACCACUGGGGUGACGGCGCCCUACAAGGAGACGGUGGGCAGCCUGGAGAGCAGUGCCAAGGCUGUCAGAGGUCUGCUGGAAAACAACCCUGCCUGGCAACUGCAGGAGGAGAUACAGCAGCUGAUGCUACGGACCACGUCGCUGGUGGCAGACUUGAACGAGAGGCUGAACACGACAGAGGACACCCUCUCACAUCUCCACGGCGAUGCCAACCAGACCGCCGCCAGUCUGGACGCCCUGAGGCAGGGGGCCGAGGACCUGGAGCGCUCCGUCAGAGAGAUCCGGCAGGAGGUGGACAACGUGAAGAACUCCAACAUCCAGGGAGCGAUGGACAGCAUCACCACCGCCCACCUGGAGUCUCGCAUGGCGGAGCACCGGGCCAACGUCUCCACCACUAACCCUGGCAACACAGUGGAGGAGUCCGCAAAACUACGGCGCGCCACAGAGGACAAACUGAGCAAGAGCCAGAAGGAGUUUGACCGGAAACAGCAGAGGCACACGCAGAAACUGGAGAAGCUGACCAAAGAGCUGGAUGCUUUCGACCUAUCGGGGCUCAGCAAGCAGACGUGCGGCGCUGAGGGGGGUGAGGAGGGGUGCGAUGGGUCCCCCUGUGGAGGGCUGGGGUGCGCAGGGGAGGACGGCACACACCACUGUGGGGGCGAGGGCUGUGAGGGCCUGGUCACAAAGUCACAAACCGCCCUGAAAUCCUCCAAGGAGUUGGAUCAGGAAAUCCUCACUGCCAUGCAGGAAGUGGACAAGCUCUCCAGGAUGGUGUGGGAGGCGAAGGUGCGUGCAGACCAAGCCAAGCUCACGGCUCAGGAGGUGCUGCUCAAGUCCAACCAGAGCAGAGAGAGAGUGGAGCAGAGCAACCAGCAGCUGCGCCACCUCAUAAAGGAUAUACGAGACCUCCUCACCAACGAGCGGGCAGACGUGUCUGUGAUUGAGGCGGUCGCCAAUGAGGUGUUGGCGCUGGACAUGCCCACCUCGCCGGCCCAGCUGCAGGAGCUGACCAAUGAGAUCAAGGAGAAGGUGGGCACCCUGACCAGUGUGGAGUCCGUCCUCAUUCAGAGUGCCAAGGACAUCCAGACAGCAGAGACCCUACUGCAGCAGGCCCGCACUGCCAGCCAGGAGGCGUCUGAUAUGAAGGAGACAGCUGAUUUAGUGAAGGAAGCCCUGGAGAAGACCGAGCAUGCCCAGAACGCUGCCGUCGACGCCAUCAAACAGGCCAGCAACAACACCAAGGGAACGCUCGACCUUCUGACGUCCGUGGAGUCGGAGACGGCAGACUCGGAGCUGAAGCUGAGUAACACCACGCUGCGCCUGCUGCAGCUGGAGAGAGACGUGUCUCUGCUGAGAGAGAGCAGCCUGGAGAGCGGCCACAAAGCUGAACAAACCCAGACCAUCACUGACCUGGCCAAGCAAGAGGCAGACCAGGCCCAGCAGGAGUUUGAGUCAGAGGUGAAGGAUAAGUACAUCGUAGUGGAGGAGUUGGUGGGGGACAAGGCAGAAGGCGUGUCUGACGCCAGGAAGAGGGCAGAGGAACUUCAGGAAGAGGCCAAAGAGCUGCUGUCCCAGACCAGCGACAAGCUCCAGAGACUGCGAGAGCUGGAGAGAUCUUAUGAGGACAACCAGCUUCUUCUGGAGUCCAAGGCAGAGCAGCUGGCCGUGCUGGAGAGCAACGCUCGUCAGCUGCUCACAGACAUCAGCAUGAAGGUCACCGUGUACAGCACCUGCCUUUAGCCAGCCACGCCCACACACACACACACACCACAGCAGCGGUCAGGGAGCAGCACAGCUGAAGACAACUAAAGAUGAAAACCACUUCAAGAACCAUGAAACUUUAGUAUUCUGUGCUAUGAACCAAAUAUUCCAUACAGAACUGAUCCUAUAAGUGAUCAACACCUUUAAAGCAAUAUAAGCUAUCAUUGCAAGUCAUAUGUGAAUUUAAAACCACUUGACUGCACAGGAAAUACCAGCCAUUAUGUGGGAAGCAAAAAUACAAUAUUUAUAAAGAUACUUAAAGUUUCCCGUAGAAAUUACACAUAUGUUGACCCUAAUUUGUUGCUGUAAGUUAACAUUUUAUUAAAAACGACUGCAUCAGAAACACUUUUCACCUUUUUUUGUGAAGAAAAAUAUAUGUAUCACAGAACAACCACUAGGUGGCAGCAUAUACCAUGAAUUGGCACUGGUGAUGUAUGGGCAGAUGGCCUUGCUGUUUGGUGAUACAGUACCAGGCCACGUGCCACCCUUGUGGAGAUGACCACAGGCUGGCAGAAGCAGGGCACUCGAAGACGCAGUGGACCAAAGCACAGUUUGAAUAAUGAAGUUGGCGUUGGCAGGAUCCGGAUAAAACAUUAAUGUCAAACAAAACAGCUUGAGCAUGAACUACAGGGCCCUCUGUGUGCUACUAAACACUCCCAUAGUACAUGCUGCUGAUGUGUGUCUUGUGAAUAAGUUAUUAGUCCCUGUUUCACUGCUUGAAUGCUUGGGACAAACUAGGGACAUAAAAAGUCUCAAUGCCAGAUUGAGAUAUAUAACUCAUUUACUCACAAAAUCUUGAUUCUAUGUUUACGUGUAUAUUCUAUAUCCACACAUGAUGAGGUAUUCCACUGUGUCAUAACUCAAACUUUAAAACACAGUAGGUCCUCUUGUACAAGAUCCUGAAAUAAAUACAUCCUAUUCAUGAGCA